Neopelma chrysocephalum (saffron-crested tyrant-manakin) is the source of this 3556-nucleotide messenger RNA. It is a transcript of the gene SIPA1L3, whose product is annotated as signal induced proliferation associated 1 like 3. The annotation marks the transcript as partial. NCBI's taxonomy places the organism in Eukaryota, Metazoa, Chordata, Aves, Passeriformes, Pipridae. Gene Ontology annotation, cellular component: Golgi apparatus; plasma membrane; cytoplasm. Gene Ontology annotation, biological process: establishment of epithelial cell polarity; epithelial cell morphogenesis; regulation of small GTPase mediated signal transduction. The transcript has 8 exons. Gene Ontology annotation, molecular function: GTPase activator activity. The record is from RefSeq and is a predicted model, not a curated record.
UCAGACAAGGAGCAUCCAGGAUCACCUGAGGAAUCUCCGGGAUCACCUGAGGGGUCUCCAGGAUCACCUGAGGAACCUCAACAGGGGUGAUUCCGUGAAUUCCAAGACCACCUGAGGAAUCUCCGGGAUCAGCUGAGGAACCCCGACAGAGGUGAUUCCAUGAAUUUCAAGACCACCUGAGGAAUCUCCGGGAUCACCUGAGGAACCUCAGCAGGGAUAAGUCCAGAAAUUCCAAAACCACUGGAGAAACUUCCAUGGGGACAAAUGAACGUAUUCCAAGAUCCCUUUGGGAAGGAAGUUCUGCGUAUUCCGAGCUGGCCCAAGGAACAUCCAGGGAUACAAACCCUCAUAUUCCAGCAUCUCCAGGAUGCCCACGGAGCCACCACUGCUGCUCCUCAACCUUUUUGCUUCCCAACAUCCCUCACGGAUCCAGACCCGGAGUCACCACCCCCUCAGGGGCCAGUGCCCACACCGGCGACUCCGUCGUGAUUUCGGGCUAAAAAGGGUGGGUUUGGGAUAUUGGGGAAGCGGGGGAGGCACAUCCCACUAACCCUCUUCUCUCUUACCCCCUCAGGAUGGCCCGGCCCCCACGGCCCAGCCGGGCGUGAAGCUCCGGCCCCGCCGCCCACCAUGCGCCGGCGGCGCGGGAUUCGGCUCCGCGGCUCCCGGACGGCGCCCGUGACCCUCCCAACCUCCAUCCCAACCUCCAUCCCGGCCUCCAUCCCGGCGUCCGGCCCAUCCCGGCCAUGAGCGGCCCCGUCCCCCCGGCUCCGCUGGGACCAUGAGCUCCCACCGCGCCGCCCGGCACGACGGCGCCGAUGCCGAGGGGUCCCCGGCGGCCUUUUGGGCGCCCAAUGGGGCCGUGGCGGCGGGGCCGGGGGGCGACGCCCCGCGCGGGGCCGUGCCCAAGAUGGGGGUCCGCGCCCGCGUCGCCGAGUGGCCCCCGCGGAGAGGAGACGCCGCCAACGCCAACGCCAAGGAUCCCGGCGCCGGCCGGGAAGCGCCGGCCAACCGGGACGCCGUCGGCUGCCGGGGUUUCCCCGGCGGGCAGCAGCAACCCCUGGCCGGAGUGUCCGGCUUCAAAGCCCUUCACCGCCUGGCGCGGCGGCGCUCCAAGGACGUGGAGUUCCAGGAGGGGUGGCCGCGCUCUCCGGCGCGGGGCCUGGCGCCGCUGCGGCACCGCAGCAGCAGCGAGGUGACCCUGAGCGAGUGCGACCCCGAGGAGCCGGCGGAGCCGCGCGGCGCCAAGCUGGGGGGGCCCUCCGGGCUCUUCCGCGAGUACGGCAGCACCUCGUCCAUCGACGUGCAGGGCAUCUCGGAGCAGAGCUUCUUCGACAUGCUCAACGAGUUCCGCACCAAGAAGCCGGAGCGGCGCGCCGGCACGCCGGAGCGACUCGCCGCCGACGGGGCCUUCCCGCCGGGAUCGUUCUCCGGGGCGAAGGCGGACGGUCGCAACGGGCCGCGGGAGGAGCCGCCGGCGCAGCCCAAGGACAAGGCGCGGCGCCGCUGCCCCAAGGGCGACGCCAACGCCGGCGAAUCCAUCUUCAGGAAGCUGCGGAGCGCCCGCAACGACGGCGACGGGAAGGAGGCGGAGGAGCCGCGGGCGCCGGAGCCGGGGAAGGGCUGGACGUGCCGCAAGAGCUUCGCCCACUACGACGCCCAGAGCAUCCUGUUCGACCUCAACGCCGCCGCCCUGCAGCGCGCCGGCGCCCAGCGCCGCAACACCACCACCGGCGCCUCGGCCGCCUCCGCCGGCUCCGACCCCGCCUUCUCCAGCACCGAGGACCUCAACUCCAAGGAGAACCUGGAGCACGACCUCGGCGACAACACCAGCAACGAGCUGCUCCUCAGCUGCCCCCACUUCCGCAACGAGAUCGGCGGCGCCGGCGAGCGCGACCUCAGCUUCUCCAAGGCUUCCGCCGGCGCCCCGGCCCUGCCGGGAGUCGAGGGGGCCUUCCCGGAGCCUUUCCACGCCGGGAGACCCACCAACGCCGGCAUCUCGGUGCUGGAGGUGCCCAAGGAGCUGCAGCGGAACCCCGAGCGCCUCAAGCACUACAGCGUGGAGCACGUGGACCUGGGCGCCCGCUACUACCGCGAUCACUUCCAUGGGAAAGAACAUUCCAACUACUUUGGCGUGGACGACAAGCUGGGCCCGGUGGCCGUCAGCAUCCGGCGGGAGAAGCUGGAGGAGCACAAGGAGCACGGCCCCCAGUACCAGCACCGCCUCAUCUUCCGCACCAGCCAGCUGGUGACUCUCCGCGGGUCCAUCCUGGAGGACGCCACUCCCACCACCAGCAAACCCGGCACCGUUCGGGGUCUCCCGCUGCGGGACACCCUGGAAUACGUCAUUCCCGAGCUCAACAUCCACUGCCUGCGCCUGGCCCUCAGCACCCCCAAAGUCACCGAGCAGCUCCUCAAGCUGGACGAGCAGGGGCUGUGCCGGCGGCACAAGGUGGGAAUUCUGUACUGCAAGGCCGGGCAGAGCUCGGAGGAGGAGAUGUACAACAACGAGGAGGCCGGGCCGGCCCUCGAGGAGUUCCUGGAGCUCCUGGGGGAGAAGGUUUCCCUCAAAUCCUUCAGCAAGUACGCGGCGCAGUUGGACACCAAGACCGACUCCACGGGCACCCACUCGCUCUACACCACCUACCAGGACUAUGAGAUCAUGUUCCACGUGUCCACCAUGCUGCCCUACACCCCCAACAACCGACAGCAGCUGCUCCGGAAGAGACACAUCGGCAACGACAUCGUCACCAUCAUCUUCCAAGAGCCCGGAGCGCUGCCCUUCACCCCCCAGAACAUCCGCUCCCACUUCCAGCACGUCUUCAUCAUCGUCAGGGCCCACCACCCCUGCACCGACAGCGUCUCCUACAGCGUGGCCGUCACCCGCUCCAAGGACGUCCCCCCCUUCGGCCCCCCCAUCCCGCCCGGCGUCACCUUCCGCAAGUCCGAGCUCUUCCGCGACUUCCUGCUGGCCAAGGCCAUCAACGCCGAGAACGCCGCCCACAAGUCGGACAAGUUCCACACCAUGGCCACCCGCACGCGCCAGGAGUACCUCAAGGACCUGGCCGAGAACUACGUCACCAACACGCCCGUGGACUCCGCCGGCAAGUUCAACCUCAUCUCCUUGGCCUCCAAGAAGAAGGAGAAGGCGAAGGCGCGGGCGGGCGCCGAGCGGGAGAGCGCCGGGGCCAUCGCCUGGCGCGUCGGCGCCCAGGAUUUCGGGCGGGGGGCCGAGGUGCCCUGCGCCCUGGGCAUCUCCAACGAGUUCGUGGUGCUGCUGGACCUGGGCGCCAAGGAGGUCGUGUUCAACUGCUUCACCGGCGACGUGAUCGGCUGGAGCGCCGACGGGGCCGCCCUGAGGAUCUACCACGGCCGCGGGGACCACGUCAGCCUGCGCGUCCAGCCCGGGGAUGGCGGCGCUGAACAGGUCAAGGACAUCGUGCAGAGGCUCAGGGCGACGACGUCGGGCUGCGACACGGUGGACAUGACGCUGCGGCGCAACGGGCUGGGCCAGCUGGGCUUCCACGUGCACGCCGACGGCACCGUGGCCGAGGUG